UCUUCCUGAUUUUGACUCACCUUUGGCUCAGACUCAGACCUUGCUCCAUUAAGAAAAAGCAAGCACGCUUCAACGGAAAACGUUGGAAUUUAUUACAGAACAGGUCAGGUGCGAGGUUUUCGUUACAUUGGCUGCGAUCCCGACGUGCGUGAGGCACUGGCAGAGGCUGGGACGUAACACUUGCAGCCUCGCCCCUGUUUAAAUGACCAAAGUGUUCCGUUCAAAAUGUCACUCUCACGCAGGGGACGAGCACUGCAAGCAGGGGAAGCCUCGACAUGGGCACCUGGAAUUACCUCUGGCAUUUCAUCCUCUCUGUUUUGCUCUAUACCAUAAUGACAGCGACUGCCACCGCUGAGAAGAAUGUAGACAUCUCGAGAAGCACAAACAACAGAACUGACCCAGCUCUAAACAGCUCAAAUAUCUCUGUGACAGAGCCCAGCACCCAAACCCUCCUGGGCAAAACCUCACUGUCCCCCUCCGUGAUGAUGAUGGUGGGUGGAGGUAUGGAUGAAGGGAAGAUGGACACUACACCCACAACAUCAGUGUGGCACGGGAGCUCACUGGGGAUGUCUCCUGGGAGUGGUGCAGUGAUGUCAGCAUUCCCAACAGGGAAUGGCACCACCACUGUCCCCAGCACGGGCACAGAGAGUGGCUCUGCUUCCUCCCCACAUCUCAGCUCAGGCACAAGGAGCCACUCUUCCUCCUCCUCCUCUCCUGAGGGCUCCCCAGCUGUGACUCCCAGCCCACAGCAAAGCAGCACCACUGGGAUGCCCUUGGCCACCACAUCCCGCCCACCCACAGCACUCACGUUCUCUUCUCUGUCCUCCACUGCUGGCAUUACGAGUGCUCAGUUCUCUGCUGGGACAGCAGAGGCCAAGUCACAGGGCCCAACUGCCCCCAGACCUCCCACCUCCAGCACCUCUCCUGCCUCAGGCACCACUGCAUCCAGCCCUUCAUCCACACCAGGCAGCAGCACGGGGACACCAGUGCCUCGACACACCUCCACACACCUCACCCAGGGACAGCCCGCAGAGGAGGUGUCAGCUACUUCAUCUCCCAUGAGGACCUCCUCGUCUUCCACAGCCACAGCCUCUGUCAGGAGCCCCUUGCCUUCCACAGACAUGGCCUCUGUGGGCAGCUCCUCGCCUUCCACAGCCACAGCCUCUGUGGGGAGCCCCUCACCUUCCACGGCCAUGGCCUCUGUGGGGAGCCCCUCACCUUCCACGGCCACAGCCUCUGUGGACAGCUCUUCACCUUCCACAGCCACGGCCUCUGUGGACAGCUCUUCACCUUCCAUGGCCACAGCCUCUGUGGACAGCUCUUCACCUUCCAUGGCCACAGCUUCUGUGGACAGCUCUUCACCUUCCACAGCCACGGCCUCUGUGGACAGCUCUUCACCUUCCACAGCCACAGCCUCUGUGGGGAGCCCCUCACCUUCCACAGCCACAGCUUCUGUGGACAGCUCUUCACCUUCCAAAGCCAUGGCCUCUGUGGGAAGCCCCUCACCUUCCAUGGCCACAGCCUCUGUGGACAGCUCUUCACCUUCCACAGCCACAGCCUCUGUGGGGAGCCCCUCACCUUCCACAGCCACAGCCUCUGUGGACAGCUCUUCACCUUCCACAGCCACAGCUUCUGUGGACAGCUCUUCACCUUCCAUAGCCACGGCCUAUGUGGACAGCUCUUCACCUUCCAUGGCCACAGCUUCUGUGGACAGCUCUUCACCUUCCAUGGCCACAGCCUCUGUGGACAGCUCUUCACCUUCCAUGGCCACAGCCUCUGUGGACAGCUCCUCUCCUUCCACAGCCACAGCCUCUGUGGGCAGCUCCUCUCCUUCCACAGCCACAGCUUCUGUGGGGAGCAGAGCCACGACUCCUCCCGGAGGAAUGGAAAGUUCCACCAUGGACCAGGGGAUCAGAACAUCUGAGCCCACUGCCAACACCUCCCAUUCCCUCCCUUCCACAUCCUUGGCAACCCCAUCCACGACAAACCUUAGUAUAACAACAUCUGUUAAUCCUCCUUUUACUGGAACUUGCUCAACAGUGUCCAUCGAAGUUCAGAGCGUGACUGGAGAAGAAAUACAGCUCAGCUGGACCAGUAGCAGCAAAGGCAGCUUCUACAACAUCUCUGUCAUGGGUGGAGAGGAGAUAAAUACAACAACUACAAAAGACACAAAAGCUGUGUUUAAAAACCUGCUUCCUGGCCAUGUGUACAACAUUUCUGUGGCAGUGUCAUCUUGUGCUAAUAAUCGUUCUUCAGUCACUGUCCGAACAGAUCCUACUUCCUGUUUUGAAAUAACUGAGUUUUGUUCAGCACAAAGUACUGGCUGUUCUGACUUAAAAGGCAUUGCAUGCUCCAGCCAAGCAUUUGCCUGCAGCGUUCGGUUAAAAAACGAGAUAUUUAAUAAUACACUUUAUAACUCUGCUAGUGAAGACUACAAAACAAUGUCUGAAAGGAUCAAAACAGACGUUGUUGAAGGAAUGCAUGCUGAGCUGCCACAGUGGAAUGACCCCUUCAAUAUUGUCAUGCUGGAUUUCAGACCUGGCAGUGUUGUUGCUGAUUUUUUCUUUCUGCUGCCAAAAGAAGUCACGGAUGUGGAGAAUAUACAGACCCACCUGAAAAAAGUAUUAAGGAACAAGUUUGGGCUGUUCCAAGCUGAAGUGCAAGCUCUGUCUGUUCAGUCAGCAACUGACAACAGUUCUUCCUGGAGAGUAGCAGUGAUUGUCCUUGGAGUUUUACUUGGAGUUGCAUUAGUGCUGAUUCUCCUGGCAAUACUGUUUUACAUCUAUGUGAGGAGAAGAUCAGGUAAAUACUUGGUUGAACCUUCAGGACUCAUCGGAAUGUUUGUCUACAAGCACUUAUAAGAUAAACCAUCACUUAAAUAUUAUAGGCAAGGCAGAAAAUUAAUAUAUUUAUCUUAUCAUUCAGUGUUAAUAGUGCAUAUUAACUUAGGAUAAUUCCACCCUUUCCUUCCCAAUGUCCAUUGCCAAAUUCAUGAGCUUCUAACAACAUUCAAUGAAUCUUCCUUUAAACAGGUAUGGAAUUCCCUACAUUGUACACGUGGUAGAGUGAGGAACAGAGAAACUUCUCUUCAGCCUAUCCCCUAUAGGUACUUCAAUGACUCCUAGCACUGACAAGCUAGAGAGACAGGAUCCAAACUACUCAAUACUGUAUUUAGGUGACACUGAAAACAGGGUGACUGAGCCUGGUAGCUGUGGCAGAUCACUUGAAUGCUCAGCUGAGCCCAGAGUCACCCUGUUGGGUUUUGUGCACUUGGCCAAGGGUGAUUCACCCCCCCCUGAGACUUUUAUCACGAUAUAAAAACUUUUAUCACAAUAUAAAGAUGCCUUUUUCUCUCCUGUGACUGAAGAAUGAGCCCAGGGUAAUUAGCGUCCUAGCAUAUGCAACUUGAUUAGGAGUUUGGAGAAAAAUGGCAUACACCUCAGUUAUCUGGGCUUGCUAUAGAAGUCUGGUGGACCAGAAACUUGAUUUGGACACUUCUGAAUUCAAAGUUUCUUCAAUUGCUGGGCUGUGAAGGAAUAAUUCUCAUAUGUGUGAAAUGUAUAGCAUGCUAAAUACAGGUGUGGUUCCACAGCAUAGUCUCAAUGUGUUAGUAGAUGGGGAAGGCAAACAUUAGGUUAAUUUGAGCUAAAAGUAUUUUACUCACCUCUUUUUGCCUGUCAAAAAUGGUUGGCUGAGCAAGGAUGUGCCAUAUAGUGCCAUAUUGUCCUGCUCUUGAUAAUCCUAGAGUCCAAUAGAAGAAACUCCUGUGGCAUUGAAGCAAGCCUUGCUUUAGAUUUCUUCUAAUUGCUUUAGAGCAAUUACAAGAAAUGAUCUUUACCUUUUCCCACCACUCUUCACUGCAGUCCUGGAGAAGUUACAGUCUGUUUCUACUGUGGUGCAGUUUUUCCUGCUUGGACUGUGCUGAACAGAUGAUAAAGGGGCAGUUUACUGCUGUUCAUAUUUCCAGCAGGAUUUAUGUGUUUCAUUUCAAACCAGCUCUCCCUGUAUCUGUACAUUUUGUCAGUCUGCCUACACUCGGAAUUCCUGUUGAGGCACUGAGUAUCCUGUGAUGUUGAGGCCCUGGCUCACACCCCCUGAACACCCCUGUUUUUUGGGGAUUAGGUUAUGGUUAUUUGGCACAGGUUAGAGUGAAUUGGUGUCAGGACUGCAGCACAAGGUGGGAACUCAUCAGAGUGGGGAUGCACAAACAGCUCUGCUCUGCUCCAUAUGCAGCCAGCAUUCAUUCUUUCAUCCCUCCAUCCUUGUGCUCCAACACAGCUCCUGGCAGAGCCCUGCCGAGGACCCUGGCUGGAAUAUUAUUUUUAGUAGCAGGGACCUAUGAAACAGGGUCUUGCAUGCUCUCCCUUUCACAUGGAGGUCUUGCACACCCUCCAUGCAGUGUCAAUUUGUCUUA
This is a messenger RNA of Cyanistes caeruleus (blue tit), 4414 nucleotides long. Lineage: Eukaryota; Metazoa; Chordata; Aves; Passeriformes; Paridae. The record is from RefSeq and is a predicted model, not a curated record.